GCCUAAACAUGGUAUCCAAGACAAAGGAAGAAAAUGAGGAAUUAAAGAAAAAAAUUAGAGAAUAUGAGCGUCAGCUUCGGGAGAGUUCCAAUUCCAGUGGAAAAUACUCACAAGAUACAGGAAGGAUUUUCCAGUUGCGGAAGCACUACGAAGAGCAGCUGACAUCGCUGAUUAACAACACAGAAAAUUUACAGAAAAACCACACGCAGCUACAAAAUAUCUUAAAAGAAAGCCUAAAAAUUGCCUCCCAACAAGGAGAAGAAAAUCAAGCAUUAAAGCAAAAAACGAGAGAAUGUGAGAGUCGGCUUCAGGAGAGUUCCAAUUCCAUUCUAAAAUACUUCGAAGACGAGGAAAGGUAAGCAUGUAAAGUGUACCAUUAUUUUUAUGUGUACGAUCCUUAUUUUAAAGUGCAGUUAUUCUUGCCGCUUUAUGACGAGCUCUCAAAAGCGCACCACUUAGCAAACUCAUGAAAUAUUGUGGUAAUUCCAGCCUUUUAUGCGGAAAUGCAGUCUUUUUUGUAUAUCAGUAUUUUAAGGGAGGGAGAUAAUAAAGGAAUGUAACGGACAAAAUGGAAUGUCCUGUGCGUGGCAUAAUUCUGUCACGGACAUUUUAAUGAAAAUCUUCCUCAAAGCUGGCAUACAACGCUCAAAGGAAAAGCAAUACUGUCCUCAUUUGAAAUGAAAUUGAGCAGGAUAAACUACUCCUGAAAACUAGCGCCAAGCUUUUGCCUG
Messenger RNA from Orbicella faveolata, 731 nucleotides. RefSeq lists its product as uncharacterized. The record is from RefSeq and is a predicted model, not a curated record. NCBI's taxonomy places the organism in Eukaryota, Metazoa, Cnidaria, Anthozoa, Scleractinia, Merulinidae.